AUGCCAGACAGUCCUUCAAUUCAAAAAUCAUGGGAUUACAUCAAUUUGGAUCGAAUUGUUUCUGAAAUACGAUUACAUUCUCCAAAGGACGAAGCCCGUUUCAAGGCAUUGCAGCAGCCAGAGUCAGGGGGUUGGCUUCAAGUCAUUCCAUCGAAUAACAUCGGUACUGUAAUGGACGAUCAAGACUUUCAAACAUGCACGCCAACAGCCAAAACGCCAGGAGCAACUCUGCUGAAUAAUGUCAUCAAUCUUGAUGGUGACGUAGAUAAACUGGACGAUGUUCAAACCUUGACGUCGCACUCUGCUGUUCGAAAACGUCAUCGACAUAGACGCCCAGCCAGGAUGCAAACGAGGCGAGCCACAAAGCGAAAGCCAUUUCCUGACAGUUACCAAGAACGUUUGGGUAAAGUGACGCAUAAUCUUCACCGCCGCAUUAAAAGAGGAGCUCCGACAGCGAAAAAAGAACGCAUAUGGGACGAUGGUGUCAUACCGUACGAAAUAGAUGCACACUUUAGUGGCGCUCACAAAACAUUGUUCCAACAAGCCAUGCGACAUUGGGAAAACUUUACUUGUAUUAAGUUCGUUGAACGUAUACCCGAUCAACAUCCGAAUUUCAUUCUGUUCACAUCACGACCUUGUGGAUGCUGUUCCUAUGUCGGCAAACGUGGCAAAGGCGGGCAAGCCAUUUCAAUCGGAGAAAAUUGUGACAAAUUCGGAAUCGUAGUGCACGAGCUUGGCCAUGUAGUUGGAUUCUGGCACGAGCACACCCGACCCGAUCGCGCAAAUCACGUUGUAAUCCAGCGGGACAACAUUAUGGCGGGUCAGGAAUACAAUUUCAAUAAGCUAACAGAAGAUGAUGUGAACUCGCUCGGUCUACCAUACGACUUCGAUUCGAUUAUGCACUAUGCACGUAAUACAUUUUCGAAGGGAGCGUAUUUGGACACAAUACUACCAGUUAAUGUGGAAGGGAGAGAACGACCGGAAAUCGGACAGAGAUUGAGAUUAAGUGAAGGAGAUAUAGCACUGGCAAAUCUCCUGUACAAAUGUUCGAAAUGUGGAAAAACGUUUCAAGACAAUUCGGCUACGUUUGCGUCACCAAAUUACCACCUAUCAACACCGUCCAAUGAGCCUCAAGCAUGUGAAUGGCGUAUAACAGCAACGCACGGUGAAACAAUUGUACUGAACAUCACGGAUUUGGCCAUUUUCAAAUCUAACAAUUGCCGGACAGACUAUUUGGAAAUACACGACGGGUACUGGCACAAAUCAAAAGUUUUGGGUCGAUUUUGUGGUUCAGAAAACGUUUCAGAAUUGAUUCAAUCUACAGGCAGUCGAAUGUUGGUGACACUAUCAACAACUCAUCACCAAGAGGUUUAUCGGGGAUUUGCUGCACAUUACGAAGUUGUCUGUGGCGGUGAACUUAAUCUCGAAAGUGGUGGUCGACUUGAUUCUCCCAACUAUCCGCUCGAGUACCGGUCCAAUAGAGAAUGUAUUUGGAGAAUCACCGUACCGGAACAGUCUCAGGUUGCUUUAAAAUUUCAAUCAUUCGAAAUUGAAAACCAUGACAAUUGUGUGUACGAUUACCUUGAAGUGCGCGACGGCCACAGCGCCGAUUCGAAACUAAUAGGUGUGUUCUGCGGCUACGAAAUACCACCAGAUAUGCGGUCGACCACGAACAAAAUGUUUGUAAAAUUCGUUUCCGAUGGAUCCGUUCAGAAGGCCGGAUUUUCAGCAACUUUUAUGAAAGAGCUUGAUGAAUGCAAACUGCAGGAUCAUGGUUGCGAACACGAAUGCAUAAACACUCUGGGCGGAUAUAAGUGUUCUUGUCACAUCGGUUUUGAACUUCAUAGCGACAAGAAAUCGUGCGAAAACGCUUGCGGUGGUUUGAUUGAAGCGCUAACCGGAACGAUAACAUCACCAUCAUUUCCGGAUAUUUAUCCAAGGUCCAAGCAAUGUGUUUGGGAAAUUGUGGCGCCCGAGCAACAUCGCAUUACCAUCAAUUUCACGCACUUUGAUUUGGAGGGAAAUAAUUACCAGCAAGAGGAAUGUGACGACGAUUCGCUGAGUAUUUAUUCGAAGCUAGAUGGAGACAAUGUCAACAAACAUGGCACCUUUUGUGGGUCUCGGGUACUACCCUUGAUAACAUCUGAUGGUAAUGUGAUGAGAAUUGAGUUCCGAUCGGACGAUACAGUACAAAAGAGUGGAUUUGCAGCAAUAUUUUUCACAGAUGCUGACCAAUGUGCUGUAAACAACGGCGGAUGUAUGCACAAAUGCGAAAAAACUGUGGGAUCUUACACUUGUUCGUGUCACAAUGGAUACGUGUUGCACGACAACAAACAUGACUGCAAGGAAAGCGGUUGUAAACAUGAGAUAUCUGUUUCGAAUGGUCAAAUUUACAGCCCAAACUAUCCCGAUUACUAUCCGCCAAAAGGAGAUUGUGCAUGGCACUUUAGUGCAACUCCAGGCCAUCGAAUUAGGCUCAUGUUUACCGAAUUCGAAACGGAAUAUCAUCAGGAAUGUGCAUACGAUCACGUCGAAAUUUACAAUGGAAACACAUCCGAUAGCUUCACAUUGGGACGAUUUUGCGGUCACAAGCUACCACAUCCGAUAUUGGCUGCUAGCAACGAAAUGUUUAUGGUUUUUAUAUCCGACGCAAGUGUGCAAAGGGGAGGUUUUGCUGCAACUCAUUCGACUGUCUGCGGCGGUCAUUUGAUUGCCACAUCGCAGGUACAACAUUUAUAUUCGCAUGCGAAUUACGGUGAAUCUAAUUACGAUAACAACGCGGAUUGUGAAUGGGUCAUUGAAGCUGACCUGGGAGGAAACGUGCAGUUGACAUUCGAAACAUUUGAUAUUGAAGAUCAAAUAACCUGUUCGUAUGACUAUGUGGAGGUGUUUAACGGAAUGGACGACUACAGCGGGCCAAUAUAUGGUCGGUAUUGUGGUAGCACUAAACCGGAAGACAUAAUAUCCGUAAACGAAGGGCUCCUCGUUCGAUUCCGCACCGAUGGCACAAUGGUAUCGCAUGGAUUUUUGGCAACAUACAUUUCGGUGGAUCCAUUCGAAGAAGUUGAGCAGAUGAAAUCAGAAAAUUCAGGAAUGGUGACACCAUUUCCCGGUUACCUGAGAAGCAUUUAUGUGGCCAAAUUAGACAACGACUACGAUCAGGACGAUGAUGAUCAGAGGAAAGUAGAAAUGCCAAAAAAUUCGACUAAGUUUAGUUAGUAUAAACAAUAGUUAAUUAACGUUGA
Bradysia coprophila is the source of this 3245-nucleotide messenger RNA. Its product is annotated as protein tolkin-like. The record is from RefSeq and is a predicted model, not a curated record. Gene Ontology annotation, biological process: proteolysis. Lineage: Eukaryota; Metazoa; Arthropoda; Insecta; Diptera; Sciaridae. Gene Ontology annotation, molecular function: calcium ion binding; metalloendopeptidase activity; zinc ion binding.